GACUCGCUGAAGAGCUACCAGGGCCACUACAAGCGCAACGCCGACCACCAGAUCCACUUGAUCACAGAUUGCAUCUACAUGGCUUCAGACGAGGGAAGGUAUUACCACAAAGCGAAUCAGGUGGAUGGAACUGCGUGCGGGAUUUACCUCUUCGCAGAUCCGGAUCAGAAGAUUGAGGUUCAUUUUAAUAAUCUCGAUGUGUCUUGUGAUAACGGCGGUUUGGUUUCGUUUGUGGAUGGAUGGGAAUUGAACGGGCAGUUCUUCCCCAGUCCCGAGGAUCAUCCUAGACCUAUGGAGUCCAGGUAUCGCGAGUUCUGCAAUGAACGCAAAGUUAAGCAAGUCUUCGUGAGUUCGCAGAACGUCGCUCUUAUCCAAUACCGGAUGCCUGCACGAGGCAGCAGUUUCAGCUUCACCGUCAGAUUCAUCAAAAACCCAACACCUUGCAACGUGCUCCUGCAGAACACCGAGGACAUCGUGACGUUGAGAAACUACGGAAGAAGGAGCAACUGCAGCAUCAGCGCCCUUUUUCCUGCAGCCAUCCGAGUCGUGUCCUUGGACGUCGGCGUCGUUUCCACAGGUGAACGUGCCAUCGAGAUCGAGACGGGCACGCUUCAUAAGGUGGGAGAACAGUGCCAGAAGCGAGGACUCGAGGAUUACGUGCAAAUCGGCGGAUCCGCCGGGCUCGACAACGCUGGUCUCCUAUUGGCAGACUCAGUCUGCGGAAUUGACUCGAAACCAGGCGAUCGCAGCGAGCUGAUUGGAUGCGGCACCAGCACGGUCAGACUCGUCUCCAGCGGCGGCUUCGAUAAUUCCGUAACCGUAAUCAUGAGGGAACUCAACGAAGAAGACAUCGCAGGAUUCCUGAGCGUGAUCUGCCCAAUCGAUGGCCUCCUCGAAUAGAUCCAUCGACAAUCCACUCACGUCAAUUUGCGCAGAAUAACCAAUCUAUUUCGAUGAUCAGUAUUAAA
Messenger RNA from Nicrophorus vespilloides, 968 nucleotides. Its product is annotated as corticotropin-releasing factor-binding protein. Gene Ontology annotation, molecular function: corticotropin-releasing hormone binding. Gene Ontology annotation, biological process: negative regulation of corticotropin secretion; hormone-mediated signaling pathway; negative regulation of corticotropin-releasing hormone receptor activity. The record is from RefSeq and is a predicted model, not a curated record. Lineage: Eukaryota; Metazoa; Arthropoda; Insecta; Coleoptera; Silphidae.